AUACAGAUUGGAAUCAUCGGCGGAUCGGGCUUCGACGAUCCCAACUUGUUCGAGAAUCCUAUAGAGCUGGAUCUCAGUACGCCGUUCGGGAAACCUUCAGAUGUGCUACUUAGUGGGCAGAUAGCGGGUGUACCAUGUGUACUACUGGCGAGACAUGGCAGGAAACAUCAGUAUCAGCCUAGUGACGUGAACUACCGUGCCAAUAUCUGGGCACUGAAACAGGCAGGCUGUACACAUGUGUUGGCCACCACGGCUACCGGCUCACUGGUCGAGGACUACCAGCCCGGAGACCUGGUCAUACUGGAUGAUUUCAUUGAUCGUACAUGGGGUAGGAAGUGUACUUUCUACGACCGCACUGAGGGUGGACCUCGAGGCGUGUGUCACUUGCCCAUGCACCCCGCGUUCUGCGAGAGAUCUCGCCGCGCUCUUCAAGAUGCAGCUCGUCUCAGAGGGUACAAGUAUCAUGAAAAUGGUACCGCUGUUGUCAUACAAGGACCUAGGUUUUCGAGUCGCGCAGAAAGCCUCAUGCAUAGACAAUGGGGCGGACAUCUUGUUAACAUGACCACUGUCCCAGAGGUGAAUUUAGCGAAGGAGGCGGGUCUGAGCUACGCGGCCGUGGCUCUCGUCACUGACUACGACUGCUGGAGGAAGGACGAGAAAUCUGUGUCGGUGAGUGAAGUGCUGGAGAUGUUUUCUAAGAAUGUGAAGAAAGCAGCUGACGUUAUUCUGGAUGCUGUGCAGAUCCUCGCCGCUGACACUGAUCUAGAAUAUUUGGAUGCACACGAGAAUAUGGUGUCAUCUGCAAUCAUGUUGAAGGAGUGAAGUACAAAUUAUAUAAAUUUCUACUUUCGUAAAACAAGAACAUAUUGCUAUCUCUGUCUUUCUCAAGGAGUGUGAGAGAGACGGCAAUACUGCGUUAGAAACACCGUAAUAUUUAA
This is a messenger RNA of Papilio machaon (common yellow swallowtail), 938 nucleotides long. RefSeq names its product S-methyl-5'-thioadenosine phosphorylase (gene Mtap). The record is from RefSeq and is a predicted model, not a curated record. Gene Ontology annotation, molecular function: S-methyl-5-thioadenosine phosphorylase activity. Lineage: Eukaryota; Metazoa; Arthropoda; Insecta; Lepidoptera; Papilionidae. Gene Ontology annotation, cellular component: cytosol. The annotation marks the transcript as partial. Gene Ontology annotation, biological process: nucleoside metabolic process. The transcript is spliced from 7 exons.